Ustilago hordei is the source of this 879-nucleotide messenger RNA. RefSeq lists its product as uncharacterized. The coding region runs from base 1 to 879 and encodes 292 amino acids. Gene Ontology annotation, biological process: Golgi organization. The record is from RefSeq and is a predicted model, not a curated record. Gene Ontology annotation, cellular component: membrane; endoplasmic reticulum-Golgi intermediate compartment; endoplasmic reticulum. The transcript has 2 exons. Lineage: Eukaryota; Fungi; Basidiomycota; Ustilaginomycetes; Ustilaginales; Ustilaginaceae.
AUGGCAUCUUACGGCUCGUCUGCCUACGCGUCCACGAGCUCUGCUUCGCAAGCCGAAUCGUCGCUGGACAAGGUGCGCGAAUACACUUCCAAGGUCGAAGAUCUGAUCGACCAGUACACGCAGCCCAUCAAGCCGCAUCUUCCUGCGCUUGGUCGCUUCUUGAUCGUCGUCACUUUCCUCGAAGAUGCGCUCCGAAUCAUGACGCAGUGGACGGAUCAAAAGUACUAUUUGCAACGUCAUCGUGGUUUCCCUUGGGGCAUCAGCCAUAUCUUCCUCCUGGCUAACGUUGUUGUCAUGUGUGCUGCCUCGGCGGCAGUGAUUAUGCGCAAAUACCCGGAGAUCUCGGUGGGCGCAUUGUUCGCUGUCGUCGUCGUCCAAGGAUUCGGAUACGGCCUGAUUUUCGAUCUCAACUUCUUCCUUCGCAACCUUUCGGUCGUCGGUGGUCUCUUGAUGGUUCUUUCGGACAGCCUUUCGACCAAGAAGAACAUCUUUGCUGGACUUCCGAGUCUUAGCGAGACCGACCGGAAGAUCUACUUCCAGCUUGCUGGCCGUGUGCUGCUCAUCUUCCUGUUCAUUGGCUUUAUCAUUCAGGGCGAGUGGACGUUGGCACGUGUCGUUGUCUCGAUGCUUGGCUUGGGUGCCUGCAUCAUGGUUGUUGUCGGCUUCAAGGCUCGCUGGAGUGCUAGCUUCUUGGUUAUGAUCCUUAGCAUCUUCAACCUGUUUGUCAACAACUUCUGGACGGUGCACUCGGCCCACCCUUCGCGCGACUUUUUGCGAUACGACUUUUUCCAGACGCUUUCGAUUGUAGGAGGACUCUUGCUGCUUGUUAACAUGGGUCCAGGCGGACUCUCGGUUGACGAGCGUAAGAAGGUUACCUAA